AUGGGCCAAGUACCGGAAGAGCAUGUCUCCACCUUCGAGUUCUACUUUUAUCUGCUUAAUGGAUGUCUGGGCACCAUCCUCAACAGUGCAGUUCUGUUCAUCGCCUUCAAGUAUGUGGACACGAGGGACAAACCCCGUCAAGUAAGUCGGUUCUGUUAUGUGCUUUGACGCUACUAACAUCUGCGGAAGUACUCUUUUAUUUUGUUGUGCAUAGCAAAUGAAAGUGUGACAGACCGUAAAGCGAGGGGAUCCCUGUACUCGUAAGGUAUAAUUCAAAUGCUCUCAAGUUUCAACAAUAACAUGUUAUUAGCCGACCAAUUGCGCAAAGAAGCUUCGUUUACGUGUGUGAUGACCUUAGGAAGAAGAACAAAACAUUUAAUUAUAGAUCCUGGUUAUGAACAUGACUUUGGCGGAUCUGUUCACGUGCACAAUAUACAUGUUGACCAGACCAUAUCUGAAUCGUUUUGAUGAACGAUUAUGCUAUCCUUAUUACAUCAUCAUAUUCACAUCUCAACUCGCCAGCUGCGUGUUCUUGUUGUGCAUUAACCUGGACAAGUUCAUAUUCAUCGUGUAUCCUUUGCAUUACUACGAGAUGGUCACGCGAAAACGAGUGCUCAUUGUAAUGGUUACAAUCUGGGUGACUCUUCUCAAUCUGGGCGCUCUCGCCUAUAGUCAAUUGACCGUUUCAGUAAGUGUAAUUGUAUGCUCUCGAAUAUUGUAUCCCUGUCUGAAUGUUUGCAUCUUGUGUAAAAGUCGGGUUAAUAACAACAACAUGUUUUCAGAGUCCCUGUAAUAUCGUCGGAAUCAACCCGUAUGUAUAUCUGACCAUCAUCGUGAUAUACGUUCUUGUCAUCACCAGCAGUUUUGUCAUAUCUUCUAUCAUUUAUUACAUUGCUCGGAACUCCCAAAGAAGAGAAAACACGCACAGUAAUGUAAGUCGACCAUGUCCGUAUAUAUUACCACUACAUUUCACACCCCAUUCUCUUUGUAUAUUCUACCUUUUUGGGGUUUGUGCACUUCACGGCCCGUUUUCGUGCUUGUUUGCUUAGCUUUUCACUUUUUGGCUUUCAUUUACUUUUCGGCUGAUUGAGCUACUUAGAGGUCUUUUAAAGUAUAUAUUAUUCACACGACCAGAGUCUCCUCACAAAUCAUGAUAACGACCUGAUAACAGCGAAAAAGCUUUGUUUCUCGGAAGCCUUAACUAAUUAUGGUACAAAAACACCUGUGAAAUGCCCGACAGCAUCCAUUCGACCCAUUUCUCUGGGGACAAUAACAGUUACUUAGCACUUAGCACAUCAUUUCCUUAGGGAGUCUUGGAAUUAAAGAAUUAAAGGCCAAUGAUCUGUUUCAGAAGGCCUUCAAACGUCUCUUCUUCGUGUUCAGCAGCACUUUGUGGACGUUCUGCACCUGCCUGCCAUAUCGAGUGUGUUUCCUGAUCAGCGCCAUCCUGAUCCCAUGUUAUCGGACCACUGAUAGCGAGGAGUCCUUUUUUUGCACUUUGACCGCCAUCUUCUUUUACAUGAUAGUGGUGGGCAUUGUGUUCAAUGCUCUGAUUACGGUGGUCACUCAAAGAGUCUACCGUCAGCAUGUCCUCAAAUGUUUCCCUUUCCUCUCCAAAUUGAUGCAGCCUGCCGAAAGAACCGUCGGAUUCAGAAGGCCAAGUCAACCCAUCUCCAAAUCCGAAGGUCUCAAGUUAACCUUGAGAGAAUAA
This is a messenger RNA of Bursaphelenchus xylophilus (pine wood nematode), 1711 nucleotides long. Lineage: Eukaryota; Metazoa; Nematoda; Chromadorea; Rhabditida; Aphelenchoididae. The record is from the annotation of a GenBank genome assembly.